UCUUUGUAUUUUGACAGAUCGGUUUGUUUAUAUUAGGAAAUUUCAAAACGGGAUUUAAAUGUUUAUAAAUGCUUUCAAUUUUAUAUUUCCUAACUUUUCCAUUCAUAAUAUAAAUAGUUAUUCUAACAGAAAAACUGAUCUGGUAGAUGAUGGAAAAAAGUGAAAAUGACCAGUCUGACAUACAUUUGGAAGAUUUUCCCCACAUCUGCCGAAUUUGUCUGAAGAAUGGAGAGUUAAGAUCAUUUGAAGGCGAAGAUUAUCUAUUGGAUCAGUUUCGAAUCAUUACGAACAUUGAUGUCCAUUCAACGGUCCAUUAUCCAAGAAAUAUAUGCAAAGAGUGCAUAAGCAGAUUAGAAGAUAUCUCGUUGUUUAUCGAAUUUUCAAAAUGUAGUGAUGGUAUGCUGAGAAAAAAUCUUGAAAACCACGAAGAAGUAAUAGAAUGUGGGAAAGACGUUAAAACUGUUUGUCGGAUCUGUUUGUCACAAAGUAACUUGAUGCCUUUUGAAGUUACAACACAUCUCAUGGAGGUGUUCCAGAGCAUUACAAACAUUGAUGUCAAACCUAAAAUCAAUUUUGAACAGACGAUAUGCAAGACAUGCAGUGAUAAAUUAGAAGAGAUUUCAGUCUUCAUCAGUUCAUCAUUAAGCAACAAUAAGAAGCUGGAAGAUGUCCUUGUCCUUAACAGGCCUAUAAAAAUUGAAAAAGAAAUGAAUGAUGACGGUUCCACGAGGUUUUGUAAAAUAAACUACGAAAGUAUUUUUGAUGAGAGGGAAAUCAAAAACCCGGAUAUCGAUAUAAAACAAGAAGAUCUCGACUACGAACUAGCAGCUUCUGGAUCAGAAUUCUGCUCACAAGACACUGAAGAAAAUCCGACGGUUCAGGACCAAUUCAAGUGCGAAUCCUGCGAAAAAUGUUUCACCCGCAAGAAGUAUUUGCAGCAGCAUCUGCUCACUCAUGAGCCGGGUCAGAGAUUCAAAUGCGAUUCCUGCGACAAAACAUUUCACUGGAAGUAUAAUUUGGAAAGACAUUCCGUGACCCAUACAAGAGAGAGGCUUUUCCAAUGCCACAUCUGCAACAAGAGCUUGAGCCGCCAAACAACUCUGCAGCUACAUCUGCUGACUCAUAUCGGCGACAAGCCGUUCCAGUGCAAUCUCUGCGAGAAAAGAUUUGCUCUGAAGCAUCACGUUGAGCGGCAUUUGCUGACCCACACGGGGGAGACGAAGAAACCAUUCAAGUGCGACAGCUGUGAGUCUAGAUUUACGGGCAAAGCGCUCCUGCAGAGGCAUUUACUCACCCACAGCGGGGAAAAGCCACUGAGGUGCGAUCUUUGCGAGAGGAGGUUCAUCGGCCAGAACGAUUUGAACAGGCACUUGUUCACCCACUCCGGAGAAAAACCGUUCAAGUGUGAGUUCUGCGAUAAGCGCUUCACUUUCAAGCUGACGAUGAAAGGGCACGUGCUCACUCAUAGCGGGGAGAAGCCGUUCGCAUGCGACUUGUGCGAGAAGCGUUUCACUCUCAAUUAUCAGCUGCAAAGGCAUAUGAAUACUCAUGCGAAGAAAAACGUCCACACCACAUCCAACAUGGCACAGAAAAAGGUGAAGGUAUAGGUGAACUGAAAUCAGUAUUAUCAGAUAGUGUCAAAUGUAUGAUAAUGAUAUUAUUCAUUGAUCUUCAGAAACACAAUAUUCACUUUUUAAUAACAAGAUGUCAUAAUUAGUCUGAAGAUUAUUCGGCUAGGGAUACAUUCUUAGGCAUGGACGUAAAAAAUAAAUGGACUCGAUAGACUAAUGUCUACGACACAUUUUUUU
Leptinotarsa decemlineata (Colorado potato beetle) is the source of this 1808-nucleotide messenger RNA. RefSeq lists its product as uncharacterized. Lineage: Eukaryota; Metazoa; Arthropoda; Insecta; Coleoptera; Chrysomelidae. Gene Ontology annotation, biological process: positive regulation of transcription by RNA polymerase II. The record is from RefSeq and is a predicted model, not a curated record. Gene Ontology annotation, molecular function: zinc ion binding. Gene Ontology annotation, cellular component: nucleus.